CACAGGUGCACCUUGUGCUGGGGGACAAUAAAAGGCCAGUCUUAAAUGUGCAGUUUUGUCACACAACACAAUGACACAGAUGUCAAGAUUUGAGGGAGCAUGCAUUUGGCAUGCUGACUGCAGGAAUGUCCACCAGAGCUAUUGCCAGUGAAUGUAAUGUUCAUCUCUACCAUAAGCCGCCUCCAAUGUCGAUUUAGAGAAUUUGUCAGUACGUCCAACCAGCCUCACAACCACAGACCAUGUGUACCCACGCCAGCCCAGGACAUUAACAUCUGGCUUCUUCACCUGUGGGAUCGUCUGAGACCAGCCAGCCGGACAGCAGAUAUAGGUCUGAUAUACAGCCAAAACAGUAGGUGGCAGCAUGCCCAUAUAGCAUUUGCUCGUGGAUCGCAGUCAUAUCGAAGAAGACCCGUACAGUAGGUGGCGGCAUUACAAUAAUACGUGUCGUCUUCGAUAAAACUUUAAAGAAGAAGAAGAAGCUUAGGCAAAAAUAAUAACAGUGAGGUUCAUUAGAGACCCGAAAAAUCACUGAAACGGAAAGUAUGGAUUCCACUCCGACUAUUGGGGAGUUGUUCCGUACCCUGUGUGAGAUGGGCUUCAGUGAGGAGCAGAUCCAGUCUGCCUUGCAGGCAGGACACUUCUCUGUGCCUGACGCAACUGAAUGGCUCUUACAAGGUGAAAAUCUGAGGCACAAGCUGGUCAAAAAUCCAUCCCAGCCAGUUGCAACACCGUUUGCUGCAUUCAACCCUCCCAAAGAUGCAGGGAGCUCUUGCACAUCACAGGCACAGACAUCGCCCGCUGACAGUAGAGGACCCGUUUCAGUCCUGGGACCCCCACAGCCCUCCAGUCCAUCCACAGACACCCCGCCGUUGGAGUCCCGUAUCAGGCAGGACAAGAGUGACUUCCAGGAGCAGCAGAGGAUGCGUGUGGCCAACGAGGCCAGGAAUGAGAGGAGGCAGAAGAAACAGGAGCGUGAGUUGGUGCUGAAGCGUAUUGCAGAGGACCGGAUAAGCUUGCAGGAGAAGAAGACCCAGCCGAGCACCCCCACUGAGACCAUGUCCCCUCCAGGCAGCAGCCAAGGCCAGAGGCUGGGGGGUACUGUCCAGACCAGUGUGGAACACAACUGCAUCCUCAUGAUCCGGCUGCCCUCUGGGGAGUCCAUGAGGGAGCGCUUCCUGGCCGACGCCCCUCUGCGCAGUGUGGUGGAGCACAUCUCUGGGCGCCACCCCUCCCUGGCUUCCUUCUCUCUCCUCCAGGGGUUUCCGCGUAAACGCUUUGGGGAGGCGGAGUUGGCCUGCUCCCUGCGCUCCCUGGGCCUCAUGCCCAAUGCUGCCCUCUGCAUCCAGACCACGCCCCCAGAGACACCCCAGGACCCACCCAGCCCAGCUGCACGCCUCUUAUUGGGCCAGGAGGAGGUGGUGGUGGUUCCUCCUCCUGCGCCUCCCCAGCCACAGAUACCAGGGCUAGAGGAGGGAGGGAUGGAGGAUCCCACUCGGCCCCCACCUCUGUCUCACCUGUUGUGGGAAGAAGCAGUGGGCUACGCAGGCAUCCCCGGUGUUGGUCCCCCAGUGACCGGACCUUCUCAUUCCUGGGGACGUGGCCAGAUGCUGAAUCCUGGUGAUGCAGAGGAAGCUGCCAGCUCAGAAGAUGAAGAGCUGCCAGAGGGGGGGAGAGAGCCACCCUUCCCCUUCAAUGCAGGUAUGCCCCGUUUACCAUUCUUCCCAGAGAACCGGAUGGAGCCCAGACACCACUGGCCAGACCAGGGGAACAGACUCCGGGAGGGUGUGGUAGGUGACCCAGCAGUGGAGCCAGAGGAGGCUGCAGGUCGCAUGGUGCCGGGAGCAGCGGGCCAGGCUGCAGUAGAGCGCCUCCAGAGAGCCGCCCAGGACGACCCUCAGGCCUCCCAAGGCCACCCGUCUCCGCCCAAGAGACCCUUCAGAACGCCCAGUGUCCCCUCCCUUUGUGUAAUGGCCACCCGGGCCACCGUCAACCUCAUGACAGCUCCCAGCAUGCAGUACAGCAGCAGUCUGUCAUGUCUGACCCCUGAGCUGGCAGAGCUCCUGCUCAGUCACAUGUCCCGUGAGAGGCUCCUUCGCCCACGCACACUGGAGCUCUUCUUUGGCUGCCCAAUGCAGAAAUUUGUCCUCAACUGCUACCCGUACUCUACCAAUGAGCUACUCCGGCAGCUACGGGCCUUCACUGCACUGAAGCACCUGAGCCUGGUCAACUCUCCUCUCAUCACAGACACGGGCCUCUCUGUGUUGUGCAGCUUACUGAAACUGCAGCACCUGAACCUGACCUCAUGUAGCAAGCUAACUGACUCAUGUUUGCAACACAUCACAGGACUGAAGAGCCUGUCUUUCCUGUCACUGGACCAGACCAAAGUAAGUGACGUAGGGAUGGUGCUCUACCUGCAGUCUGCUCCUGCGUCACUCACCCAGCUCAGUCUGAACCAGACCUCGGUCACAGAGGCCACCUUGGCAGCGCUGCCCGCCUGUGUGCCACAGCUACGACUGCUCAGCGUCAAACACACCAAGGUGAGAGAUGUGUCGGCCCUAGCGGCCCUCCCCAGCCUGCAGACCCUGUACCUGGAUGGCACGGGGGUGAGGGAGGGCUCUCUGGAGUGCCUGGCCGUCCACUCCACCCUCUCUGCCCUUAGCCUGGCAGGCAUCUCUGUCGCAGACGGCAACCACGCCCUCCAGAUCAUUUCAGGUCUCCGGCUGACCCAGCUGACCCUGCCUGGACGCCACUCAGUGACGGACACUGGCCUGACCUUCCUCUCCAGACUGUCCCUGCUGUCCGAGUUGGACCUGACCGACUACACACACGUCACUGACCACGGGGUCACCCAGUUGGCCAUCAUGACCAGACUGAAGAGGCUGUCUCUCAGUAACACCCAGGUGACAGACAUGGGGCUGCCCUCCCUGUGCAGUCUGCAGGAGCUGCUGGAGCUGUGUCUGGACCGCACAGCCGUCACCAGCCGAGGAGUGGCUGCCCUCGUCACCUGUCUGCCACACCUGCAGGUAUUAAGCUUGGCCAGUACUCAGGUGGGUGACACGGUGGUGAGGAGAGGUCUGGUCCACUGUGCUCAGCUGUUCAAGCUCAACCUCCGCCGCACACGCAUCACUGACCACGGACUGAAGUUCCUGAAGCGCAUGCGUCUGAGCCAGGUAAAUCUGGAAGGCUCAGGUGUGACCCCCUCUGGCAUCUCCAACCUCAUCGCCUCCUGUCCCCACAUCACCAGCAUUCGGGCCAGCCACACGCGGGCCAUCCCACCUGACCAGGUCUCAGACGACGACAAUCAGUAGAGACUAAGUAUUGAGGUGACCCUCCAGCCCUUUCUGCUGAGGCUCGGGACCGCUAGCUAGUAGCUACGACUGUGCUCGGUGGUCUUAGUCCCAAGUGUCACGCUGCACCUAGCUGACUGGCUCAGCAUAGUCUGGGUGACGAUUAUCCCAGCUCUGUCUAGAUGCACUGCUUCAACUGCAGCUAGUGGCACUAAUCGCUCAAUCACAAGCCCACUGUUAUUGCUUUUGAAACCUUAGAAGGGUGCCUUCUUAUACUUCUAAAAUCAGAGCCUCUAACGCAGCGUUUCCCAAAUUCAAUCCUGUUUCUUUUCUCUAGCACUACACAGGUAACUAAGAUUGGGACUAAAUCAGGGAUAACACCUAAAAUCCAAGAUUUUUCUGCCUGAAUUCACGAAUGAAUCAGUUAACACUACGAAGGUACAUCCGUGUGAUUUGCUACUAAAGAGGACUAUGAUGAUGAUCCAGUUCCAACAGUUACCUCCCAUUCUGUAAUGUCGUUAAAUUACAUUUUUUGGUGGUUUAAGCCAAGGCGGCAUUUGGCUAACCAGCAACUGGAAGGCUUAGCAUUAUGCUAGUGGUUGAAGAAAGAGGUUGGCUUCUCACAUUUAGCAGUGGGCUAUGAUGUGUGUUGCAUAUUGAGUGUUUGGGUUCAACAGCAAGAAUCCAAAGCGGCGAUCAGUUCAUAAAUAGUUUUGCUUCUCAUUUUGUUUACACAAUGUAAAAUACUGUUUAUUUUCUUAUUGUAAAUUGUUUUGGAUAAUAGCACUGUAUUCCCUACAUUCUCAAAGGAAAAUACUAAAUUAAUAAAAAAUGCCAUUUUGAA
Messenger RNA from Oncorhynchus masou masou (cherry salmon), 4131 nucleotides. RefSeq lists its product as uncharacterized. The transcript has 17 exons. The record is from RefSeq and is a predicted model, not a curated record. The coding region runs from base 543 to 3308 and encodes 921 amino acids. Gene Ontology annotation, molecular function: K48-linked polyubiquitin modification-dependent protein binding. Lineage: Eukaryota; Metazoa; Chordata; Actinopteri; Salmoniformes; Salmonidae. Gene Ontology annotation, biological process: negative regulation of protein ubiquitination; negative regulation of proteasomal ubiquitin-dependent protein catabolic process; negative regulation of protein K48-linked deubiquitination. Gene Ontology annotation, cellular component: cytoplasm; nucleus.